GCCUUCUUGACUCUCUAUAAUUUGUAGAUCCGAAGCACCUUGCCUUUUGAGACAUGACCCUACAACAAAGGUCAUCCUUCGCGCCUCGACCAUAAUUUCCAAGGCCCUUGCAGUACCAGUGUUUUCAAAGGGUGUUUCUUUUUCUUGCCAUGGCCAAUGAACCGAGUGCGCUCGCCUGAAUGAUCGGGUGAUUCAGCUCAUCACAAUCUCAUGUUAUUGCCAUUGGGGGGAAAGGGAUGUAGUUGUUGGACCAUGGUCGGGCGGCGAACUCUUUAUAUCCUCUCCAGUAGUCCUACCUCGCAUAGACUUCGUACGCUUGUUGUUUCUAGGGGUCCUGUGAUCACUGUGUACCUACUUUAACAUGCAAGUGAUAGCGGUAGUGCGGAUCGUGGCUGCGGCAGCCGCAUUUGCAUUCGCAAACGUAAACCCAAAUGUAAUCAUACCCACUCCACGACCAUCACAUAUUCUACCACCACGCGGCUGGCACAACGAAUCCACGUCUUCUCGGCCAACAAGACUCCCCGGCUGCAACGAAAACUGCACCGUCUUCGAGCCCGCCUUCCAAGGCUACACCUGGACCCGUGUGGACGCCUCCUUGAUCGUCUAUACGCCCUACUACACAACCUAUACCGUCUACCUCGACCCGUCAGGAAUCUCCUAUUCAUCCGAGCUUGUUACCGCAGACACGCUGUACACAAAUGCACACGGCACGCUUAUCUGCCCCAAUGCCAUCACGCUCUGGGACGACGCGCAUGCUACGCCUACAGUAACGACACUCGCGUAUCCUACGAGUCAUUUCUCGUAUGGCAGUGAGUAUUCCUGGUACGGCACAUUCGCCACGACCAGGUCUCCCGGGAAGAGCCUUUGCACGACCAUCACCAGUCCGAUCGGAAUCGAUGGGGACAGUUGGGCCACCCCGACGGUCACGCUGCGCUCGCAUCCGCCCUACCAAUCACCUAUGGUCGAUGCAGAGUUGCCACCUGGAAAUGGGACUGUGCUGGGCGCGGUGUAUACGUGCAUGCCGGCUUCCAAACAACCUGAAUCUGAAUUCUUGAAAGACGAGUUCCCGGAUGACGCGGCUCUCCAGGUGUGUGCUAUAGGCUGGAACGGUGGAUAUUGGGGCGCUGGGGCGUUGUUCACACAGAGUGUCGUCACGGAUGCGGAAGUCGGGGUGACGAUGAUGGUGGCGCCCGUGCCCGUUGCAAAGCCGACGUUGCCAGGCAUGGUGGAUGUUACUGGAGUGCCGAUCGAAGGACAACACUAUCCGGUGCAGUCACAAGAUGCGACGCCUGGAUUCCUCACAAUACCACCAGACUCCGCACAUCCCACGGGCGCAACACUGAAGCUGCCAGCGCCAGGCUCCAGUACAGUAGUUCUGGUGGCCCCAAAAUCGUCGCCGGAGAGUAUUCCGCUGACGAUCGCGGUCAAUGCAUACACUCUGCCGGUCUUGAGUUCCAACAGCUACGCGUACGACAGCGUUAUCAUCACCGAAGUGACCAUUAUCUCUGGGACCUUCACUUCUCGGACGACACUUCCAUCGUCAAACCCAACGAUCCGUCACUCUUUGACUCUGACACAAUACGACCCACUUCCAUCGCAAACAGCUGGUCUGAUCGAUGGUAGCGUGGUGUUUACCUUGAUCUCUGUAACAAUGAUAGUGUCGAUUGCAACAAAUUGCUUGCCUGGGUUAGGCGCCACGGAGACGAUUACGGGGGUUGUAGGCACAGGAGUGUCAACACAUACGGUAGUGAUGACGAUGAAUGAGGAGGGGCAGGACGUGUUGAUUGUUGAUGAGAGUCAGAUUGUUGUUAUGCCUACCGGCGCGUUGGUAGAUGGGGGAAACAAGUCCUCGGGGAUGGCAGUGGAGACGGUAGGUAUAGGGCAGGCGGGGGGUCGAGAAGGUGAGGGAAAUCGCAUAAAACAGGACUGGGACGUACGGUUGUUGGCAACCGUAGCUACUGUUUUCCUAUUCAUAUUUAGCAUAUAGUGAUACCCAAUCU
Molecule: messenger RNA, 2000 nt
Organism: Pseudovirgaria hyperparasitica
Lineage: Eukaryota; Fungi; Ascomycota; Dothideomycetes; Acrospermales; Acrospermaceae
Exons: 2
Coding region: 362-1987 (541 amino acids)
Source: RefSeq, a predicted model, not a curated record